This is a messenger RNA of Alternaria atra, 1602 nucleotides long. RefSeq lists its product as uncharacterized. Gene Ontology annotation, molecular function: L-amino acid transmembrane transporter activity. Bases 1 to 1602 code for a protein of 533 amino acids. Gene Ontology annotation, cellular component: membrane. Gene Ontology annotation, biological process: amino acid transmembrane transport. NCBI's taxonomy places the organism in Eukaryota, Fungi, Ascomycota, Dothideomycetes, Pleosporales, Pleosporaceae. The transcript is spliced from 3 exons. The record is from RefSeq and is a predicted model, not a curated record.
AUGGCCGCGAUCGCUGACGACGACGCGAAGGUAGCGCGGUAUGCCAAUGAUGAGACCUCACCCUCUCCACCGGUCUACGAGGAUGGCAGUGUACAAGAAGACAAUGCUUAUGUGUACGACGACUCUCAGAAGCUAGGCUACACAGCCACGGUCUUCGUGAUCCUAAAUAAGAUGAUCGGUACCGGCAUCUUCUCUACUCCUUCCGGUAUCUUCGCUGUGACGGGAUCAGUCGGUGUAUCGCUCUUCCUCUGGAUUAUCGGCGGUAUCCUCACUUUCUGUGGACUAUCCGUGUUUCUGGAAUUCGGACUUGCGAUCCCACGUUCAGGCGGCGAAAAGAAUUAUCUGGAGCGCGUCUAUCGUCACCCCAAGUACGUUGCGACAUGCGUUCUUGCAGCACAGAUGCUAUUGCUCGGCUUCUCAUCCGGCAACUCCUUGGCGUUCGGACGCUACGUGCUGUUCGCUGCUGGCUCAGAAGCGCCCGAUGGUUGGGCGGCGCGUGGUAUAGCCAUCGCAUGCGUGACCUUCUCGGUCGGCCUUCACGCCACGUUUCCGAAAUGGGGUAUCCGCCUCUUCAACGUCCUUGGCGUCUUCAAAGUCUUCAUUCUCCUUUUCAUCGUCUUCUCUGGCUUCGCUGCGCUGGCCGGCCAUCUGAAGAUCGAACAGCCGCACAACUUCGACAACGCAUUCAGACUGGAAGUGGGUGAUGGUUAUGGUGGCGGCGGUGCCUACGGAUACUGUCAAGCUCUGCUUCGCAUCAUCUAUUCGUACAAAGGUUGGGAGAAUGCCAACUACGUGUUGGGUGAAAUCCGGAACCCAAAGAAAACCCUCUCUUGGUCAGCACCUCUAGCAAUCGGCGGAACAACCAUCCUAUAUGUCCUUGCGAAUGUGGCUUACUUUGCUGCAAUCCCUAAAUCCGACCUCGCGAAGAGCGAAGUGAUCGUCGCUGGUCUUUUUUUCCGAAACGUCUUCGGCAAUAGCGCUGGAGCGCGCAGUCUCCCAGCUUUCGUUGCUCUCAGCAAUUUGGGCAAUGUACUUGCAGUCAGCUUCGCCCACUCGCGCCUCAACCAGGAGUUCGCGAAGGAGGGUCUGCUACCUUGGAGCCGAUUCUGGGCAUCGAACAAACCAUUCAACGCCCCUGCGACCGCCUUGUUCCUGCAUUGGCUAAUUACAGUCAUCGUGCUUGUUGCACCUCCCGCUGGUCCUGCGUACAACUUUAUCACCGAUCUAUACACCUACCCCGGAGCAUGGAUCAACGGUUUCGUUACCGCCGGCCUCAUCUACCUGCACUACAACAAGCGCGAGCGCUGGGAGUCGCCAUGGCAUACGUACCUUCCUAUUGCUGUUCUUUACCUGGCCGCAAACAUCUUUCUCGCGAUCGUCCCCUUCAUCCCCCCGGAUGGUGAUUGGAACGCGGAGGGCUACCCAUACUACGUGUUUCCGGUUGUUGGUGUCAGCGUUCUGCUUCUGGGUGGGUUUUACUGGGCAUGCUGGACAAAGAUUUGGCCCAAAAUCGGUGGGUACAAAAUCGUCAGUGAACGCUACGAAGACGCUGAGGGCAACGAGCAUGUGAAGUAUGUCAAAUUAUACACGAAGCGCAAGUGA